This is a messenger RNA of Nerophis lumbriciformis (worm pipefish), 5793 nucleotides long. RefSeq names its product StAR related lipid transfer domain containing 13b (gene stard13b). The record is from RefSeq and is a predicted model, not a curated record. NCBI's taxonomy places the organism in Eukaryota, Metazoa, Chordata, Actinopteri, Syngnathiformes, Syngnathidae. Gene Ontology annotation, molecular function: protein binding; lipid binding; GTPase activator activity. Gene Ontology annotation, biological process: signal transduction; regulation of Rho protein signal transduction; actin cytoskeleton organization.
UCGCCGUGAUGAACAAUUGGCAGCCCGUUGGACUUUUGUCUCACCUGAAAGGGGAAAAAACAUAUUUAAGCGCUCCUGCAGCCCCCUCGGGGAAACACCAGCGCAGGAGGAGGAGGCGGAGGAGGGGAUGGUAACGAUGACAAGCGGACGUGGACGCGGAUGCGUGUUGGCCCUCCUGACCUUUUGUCCCGGCAUGGUUUUGCUAUGAUGACAUUGUUUGGGCAACACUCGUGCUCUCGGCCAAGCAGGUGGUCUCAAUUGGAAUGAGGAUAACAUGGCCCCUUCUAAUACCGCCAGCAUGAGCAACAGAGGACAAUAAAUCAUGAAAAACUGCCAAAGAUAAUAACAAUGGAGCUUCCAGCUGAGGUACAAUUAAAGGGAUAUCCGUCUCCACUCGCAGCGUCGGACAAAUUGGCCUUUUCAACAAGAGGAGCGUCCACAGAAAGUGCUGUUAACAGCUUACAGGACCUCACAGAGGACGGUCUUCUUGAGGAUCCAUACUGCUCCCAGUUGGAAGGAGGAGGCGACGGACUUGAGGACAGUUCUGUUCGUGGCGGUCUUCAGAACACAACAUUUGUGGAGGAUGUGUCCUUACGGAUUUCACCGCAGGAUCUACGCUCCUGGCCUUUGAAACUAAGUCAGGAAUCACAAAAGGAAAGUUCUGUUUGCGUUAGCCUCAAUAACACAAUAGAAUAUGUUGGUAAAGUUGGUCAGAAUCUGAAUUUACUGAGCUGUGAUCAAGACCACUCUGGUCCUCUUCCUGUCCAAUAUUACAAAGGGGAUGAGCUUCUUCCUGAAGAUCAAAACUGCUCCCAUAUGGACGGACAGGAAGGCGGUUCUCAGUCCUUAGAGCACCGUGAUCAAUUGUCUGCCAUCCUAGGAGAUACUCAAGAUAAAGACCUGGAUUUUUUGAGCUCAUCUCAGAACUGUUGUUGUCCCCUUCCUGUCCAAGACAGAGGAUGCUAUGAUCUUUCAGAUGCUCAAGACUGCUCGCAAAGGGAACUGGUUCCUGGUGGACUAAUGGACAGUUUUGUUUGUGUUAAUCCUAAUAAAGUGGAAUUGGUAAAAGAUGUGUGCGUACGGGAGCAAGGACAGGUUCUUGCAAAUCCAACUGAAGACCUGAGCUUAUUGAGCUUACAAUGCAAUGAUCCUCCUGAGGCUCAAGGCUGCUUACCACUUGAACUGGUUCCGAACAAGCUAGAGGACAGUUCUGUUUCAGAUGAUCUGUGCUCACAUGUGCAAGAACAAGGUAUCAAACUUCUUGGAGAUGCAACUGAAGACUUGAAUGGAAUCAAGCGAUCAGAGAUCAUCUCAACCGACCACGUCAGUCCGACUUCUGAGGAACCUGCCCUCACCAGCCCUAAUUCAACGCCAGACCUGCCACGCAUCAUCAAACUCAAACAGAGUUCCAUCACCUUCUCGGACUACGCGGAGCAUCGCCCUCGCAUCGACGGCAGCUCGGACGAAGGAGAGUCUUCACAGGAAGAGGAGGAAGAAGAAGACGACAACAACGAGGAUGACGACGUGUUCCUGGAGCUGCCGCCCAGUGAGCUCCUGACCAAUCACAGACACAGGAAGGAUGACGUUACGAGGUGGAGCCAUGGCGUACCAGGAAGUGGGCAAUGUGGCUAUGAAGCAGAAGUGGAAAGCAGCAAGGAGGCGUCCCCACUGCCGACGUCUCCCUGGUGUGAGUCAAUGAGUCAGCUGAUGCGGAAGCUGGACCAGCUCCAUUUGGACAUCGAGGAGGCUCUGAGCGCUGGCUCCUCCCCCUCUGACACACCUUGCACCACCCGCAAGAAACAGCGCUCAGCAUUGAACCAAGGCCUGAAUGAGCGAGCAGAAGGACGGGAAUGGCCGAGCCAAAGCGGCGCCUCCGUGGGAACGAAGACGAGAGGCAAGAAAGCGGGUUUGAACAAGAUGAGCAAUGAAGCAGGAGCAGAGGUUGAGGCAAAGGAGGCGUGUGAUUGGCUGCGAGCCGCCGGAUUUCCCCAGUAUGCUCAGCUCUUUGAAGAUUCCCAGUUCCCCAUUGACAUCAGCCCUGUCAAAAGAGACCAUGACUUCCUGGACAAAGAUCUUGUCGAGCCUCUUUGCAGGCGACUCAACACCUUGAAUAAGUGUGCCUCUCUGAAACUUGAUGUCAACCUCCCAAAGAAGAAAAGCGAAGACUCUGAUGAGGAAGACCUCUUUGCCAUCAGUGACAAAUGGACCUUUGAAUGGAGCAGUCGGCGCUGGUCCAGGCUGCAAGACAUUGACUGUUUUCUGGGACACCAAGGACAGGAUCUGUCAGCUGGGGAUAACGCGCCUCUAAGAACCACAACCAGCAGUGAAAGUGUGCUAACGGACCUCAGCGAGCCGGAAGUAUCUUCUGUACAUAGCGGGAGCAGCGGGGGAAGUGGGCCUCGAGGACUCAGCACCGAGGACUCUGACUGCUCCAACCGCACCUGCUCAGAUUCUGUAGCUAUGCCAGACUCGACUUUGCUGACAAUGCCUCACAUCAACAAAGACAUUGGUCAUUAUGGCUCCCUGCCUCAUAAGUAUGGCAAGACAAGUCGCACCCGUGCCAAAGACUUCCUGAAACGCAUGGAGACCUUACGCUCCCGGGGAUCGCUUGCAAGAGGUCGUAAGACGUUAGUCAUCAGUUCUCCCGUGCUGCAGCAGGAAGCCCUCGCUCUAAAGAGUCUGCCGUGUGUUGAGAUUAUAAACGGAGGUCCAGAACCACCGUCCCACAAGGUUCCGUCCCAGUCUAGCAGUGAAGGUAGCAGCCAUUCCAGUGGAAGCGCUGGCAGCACACCCAGCCUUAAAGAGCGCAAGCCAUACCGGGCUGACCACAAGCGUAGUGGCAUGUAUCUAGAAGACGUAGACAUCUUCUCAGGCAACCAAAUCAACAAAGUUGUGGAACAAAAUCGCAAAAAUGAAUUUUGCUCCUACGAGGACCUGGUGGUUCAUAUCCCUAAUGACCACAAGCCAGGAACCUUCCCUAAAGCACUGUCCAUAGAAAGUAUAUCACCAACCAAUGGGGCCUCCAUAAACUGGCACACAGGAAGCAUGCACCUGAACUCUGCGCUAAUAGCAUGCAGGCAGGAAGCCAGGCCUGUCACACAGUGCUGUUCUAGAGGAAGCCGCCUCAGCGUGUACGACAAUGUUCCUGGUUCCCAUUUGUACGCCAGCACAGGGGAUCUAAUAGAUCUGGAGAAAGAAGACCUGUUUCCUCACUUGGAUGACAUCUUGUUGCACGUCAAUGGUUUGCAGCAGAUAGUGGACCACUGGUCUAAAAAUGUACUGCCGGGAGUGGAAGGACUGUCGAAGGUAGAUGGAGAAAGGGAAGGUACGGUUGGUCUUCAGUCCUUAAGUCAGAUCACUUUGGACUUUGAGGGGGAUUCUGUGACGGAAAGCCAGACUACACCUACUGGAGAUGGCAUGUCUCUUUCAGACAUUGAAGCGACAAGGAUCAGGGAAAGGAGAGACUCGGGAGUAGGGGCUUCGCUUACAAGACCCAACCGGCUACGAUGGCCCAGCUUCCAGAUAUCCAAUCGUCUAAGCCACUCGGUGGCAUCGCUGCAAAUAACCAACCAGUCGGCAGGCCAGCUGAGUUUGUUGCAGAAGUUCUCUCUGCUCCGUCUUACGGCCAUCAUGGAAAAGUACUCCUUGUCAAACAAGCACGGCUGGACCUGGGCAGUACCAAAGUUCAUGAAGAGAAUGAAGGUGCCAGACUACAAAGACAAGAAUGUGUUCGGAGUGCCCCUCAUAGUUCACGUGCAACGUUCUGGACAACCACUACCCCUCGGCCUGCAGCAGGCCCUGCGGUACCUGAGGAGCCAGUGUCUUGACCAGGUGGGUCUGUUCCGUAAAUCGGGGGUGAAGUCCAGGAUUCAAGCUCUGAGGCAGUUGAACGAGAGCUCCCCGGACAACGUCAACUAUGACGAUCAGUCUGCGUAUGACGUGGCGGACAUGGUAAAGCAGUUCUUCAGGGAUUUACCCGAGCCGCUGCUCACCAGCAAGCUGGGGGAGACCUUCCUCCACAUCUACCAAUAUGUGCCCAAAGACCAGAGGUUGCAGGCCGUCCAGGCAGCCAUCAUGCUCAUGUCGGAUGAAAACCGGGAGGUGCUGCAGAUGCUGCUUUGCUUCCUGAGCGACGUGACGUCCUCCGUGGAGGAAAACCAGAUGACGCCCAUGAACAUCGCCGUGUGUCUUGCGCCCUCCCUUUUCCAUCUCAACAUCCUCAAAAAGGACAAUCUUUCCCCCAGAGCCAUGCAGAAGAAGUACGCCAGCGGCAGGCCAGACCAGAAGGACCUGAACGAGAACUUGGCGGCCACACAGGGUCUCGCUCAUAUGAUCACGGAGUGCAACCGUCUCUUCGAGAUCCCACAGGAAAUGGUGACUCAGUCGCGCAGCUCGUACGUGGAGGCCGACCUGCACGCGCCCACCUUCGACGAGCUCUUCAAGCAGCUGGAGGACGACGGCGGAACGUACGACAACCACGUGGAGGGCAGGCUUCAAAACCUGCUAAAAGAAGCUCGCGAGAAGUCCAAGUACUGGGUGUCCUGCAGCAGCUCGGAUAAUACCGAGCUGUACUAUAAAAAGGUGGGUGACGGCAACCCGCUGAGGCGCUGGAGAGUCUCCGUGGAGGUGGAAGCGCCGCCGUCCGUUGUGUUGAACCGCGUGCUGCGUGAGCGCCACCUGUGGGAUGUGGACUUGCUGCAAUGGAAAGUGUGCGAGACGCUGGACAAGCAGACGGAGGUGUUUCAGUACGUCCUCAACCGGAUGCCGCCGCACCCCAGCAGAGACUUUGUGGUUCUCAGGUCUUGGAGGACAGACCUGCCCAAAGGCGCAUGUUCCCUGGUUUCUGUCUCAAUGGAGCAUGAGGAUUGUCCUCCUGUCGGAGCGGUACGAGCUAUUGUCCUGGAGUCCAAUUACCUGCUGGAGCCUUGCGGCUCAGGGAAGUCCAGACUAACUCACAUUUGCAGAGUGGAUUUGAAGGGAAGAACUCCAGAAUGGUACAACAAAACAUUCGGCCAUCUUUGUGCGGCGGAAGCCGCUCGCAUCCGCAACUCUUUUCAGCCGCUCAUCACAGAUGGUCCCGAGACCAAAAUCUGAAACAUUGUGAAGACAAAGAUAGGACCCCCCCCCAAACUAUGGCACAGUUAAUGUAAUAUGUUUUUUAAAAUAUUUUGUAUUAUGAUCAUGUUGAGCUCCUCUGCAUUUGCACAGUAACACAUGAGGACAUCUUAUAGGUGUUGAGCAUAUUUACUCCUUGGGAAAUUAAUCAUCCUGCCAAUGUUGAAUCGCAACUUAACUCACUUUGAUAUCAGAAAAACCUCCAUCGUGUAAACUUCUGUGUAUAUAAUAAUACAUAACUGUUGUGAUAUACAAUGUCUAAGACAUUCAAGCUCUUAUAUGCUUCUGGGAAGCAUGUACAUAUUGAUCAUUUAAGAUUAAAAGCUAUAUUAUUAUUAUGAGGUACACACAAGUGUCCUGUGUAUGUGUACAUAAAUGUGUGAAUAUACUGUACGUGUAUAUUGGAUAUUUGUGAAGGGAUUAGUACAGUAUAUAUGUUUGUUUCCUAUAUAUUGAUUUGCCAUCCUGUCAGUCUGCCUGUAUUGCAAACAUGUAAACUGGUUUUACUUCAGUAUUGCUUUUGGAAUUGAUGUCUUUUUUGUUUUUUUCAACUUUGACCUCCUACGGUUGUGAAUGACUUAAGGUGUGACUUGAUCAUGCCUGCUUUUAGGGUACUUGACCGUGCCGCCGACGACAAAAGACACGCUUGUUUUUAAAUAAAACUGAAUAAUAAAAUAA